AACCUGGUUCAUAACAAUCAGACUUGAACGGUAGACUUUAGUACAUAAUGUACGCUCCGUACGUUCGUUGUUCUAUAUAAAACAUUUUAGUAUUUUAGAGAAUUAUAACUCAAAAAUAAUAAUCGCACUGUACAACUAAACCUCAUAUACAAUGACAUUAGUCAAUUUAUUUCUACGACAGCCAGAAGUCGGAAGAUUCUUUGGGAUUAGACAUUUCAGUACAAAGCCGAAAUUUGGUCUCCUAUUCGACAUAGAUGGAGUAAUAGUCCGUGGAAGAACUGUUUUACCUCCAGUUCCCAAGGCUUUUGAUCGCUUGCGUGAUCCGAAUGGUAAAUUCCGAGUACCCACAGUGUUUGUAACAAACAGUGGUAAUGCACUUCGGAGUCAAAAAGCGUCGGAUUUAUCACGAUGGAUCGGUUUCCAAGUCGAAGAAGAACAGGUAGUGAUGGCUCACUCGCCUUUGCAGAUGUUCAAGCAAUAUCACGAGAAACAAUUUUUAAUAUCAGGGCAAGGGCCAGUAAAGGCCAUAGCUAAUGAACUAGGUUUUAAAAAUACAAUUACGAUAGAAGAACUUGCCAAAAACUUUCCCUCCCUAGACUACAUUGAUGUGUCAAAAAGAAACCCACGCUGUGGACCGAUAGAUCCAGACUUUCCACGAAUUGAAGGAAUCGUUAUGUUCGGGGAACCUAAGGCUUGGGAAACAUCGUUACAACUGAUGGUUGACCUUCUAAUAACCGACGGAAUGCCAACUAACAUGCCUUUGGAUAUUCCUCACCCUCAUAUUCCAGUGCUGGCCUGUAAUAUGGAUCUUUUGUGGGUAGCGGAGGCUCCAAUACCUAGAUAUGGUCAUGGUGCAUAUCUACUGUGCCUUGAAAAUCUCUACAAAAAAGUUACUGGAAAAAACAUGGUGUACACUGCCCUUGUGGGAAAACCUAGUGAGGUCACUUAUCACCAUUCUAAUCGCAUGCUGCUCAAACAUGCCAAGAGUAUUGGAAUCGAUCAUAGCAUAGAAACAAUUUAUGCCGUUGGGGACAACAUAAAUACGGAUGUCUUUGGCGCAAACCUCUAUGACAAAUAUUUGUCUCGUUACGCGAGGGGAAAAGGAAGUAAAUCGCAAAAUAUGGAAUCGUUGAUAGGCCAUGAUGGGACUAAGUCUAGUGCAAAAGCCUGUAUAAGUAUUCUGGUUGAAACUGGUGUCCACAAAAGAGAUUCAGAGUUCAUAUCGGAUCACAGCCCCAGAGAUUUUUUACCCGUUGAAGAGGCCCUUUGCAAACCAGCGUUUAUCGUUGACGAUGUUGGGUGCGCAAUAGACUUGGCUUUUAAGGAAGAGAAGUUCGAUUGACCUGGUAAUCGAUUCGAUUCUUUAAUUCAAUCCAACAAGAGGCUGACAGAGGCUGAACAGUAAAUGCCUAAAAAUUUUCCAUAUGAUUCGCAAAUCGAACCGUUUUGAUUUCUGUUCUUCAGAAAAUCAUCAACGGACGCGCAUAUUUUUUAGCCAAAUUUUAUCAGUUUCGUAGCAAAACGUUGAGUGAAUUAAACUAGCUAGAUUUUCCGCUGCCUGUUCAACUGAUUAGUAGAAAUCGUCGCGACGCGUUUAUGAAUAUGAAAGUAUAAAGGAACAGAACACCAUUGUGCAUGGGUAGUUAAUUCAAUCAAGUCAUGUAAAUAUGGAUGAGAAUUCGGCGGGAUAUCUCUUAUUUGUAUAAUAGUUUUCGAAUUGCGUUGCACAGUAAGAAAUUUUUUUCUCCCCUCUAAAACAUUCAUAUAAAAAUACUGAAACUUCACUGUUAAUUCUAUCGAACAAAUCUGCGUCAUUUAUUUUCAACCUCUGUUUUUUUUAUCUUUAUUCUAUUUUCUUGAAAAACUUCUUAAGUACUGCCAUUUCAAUGUCGAUAUUAAUCAUACGCAUAAUAAUUAUGUUACAACGAAAAUUCACUCGAUUAUUUACGAUAAUUUUAUGUCGUUAUAAUCUUAUUGUUUUUAUACUAUAUCCAAUUCACAGUUUGGUGAAUGGCUGGUGGCAGAUGUAAUGCAAUGUCAUCGGUUAACAAUCUUCUGGCGGGUAAUAAUUAUAAGCAAUAUUUCAUCGCAGUAUAAAAUAAUUUUCAGUUACAUAUUUACAUUGUUCUUUAUUAACCUUGUUAUGAACAAUUCAAACCAAACCUUGGCGCGAUUUUUUUGGCUCCGACUUGUUAGAUUUUCUUUCCACUUUCAUCGAAAUACGAUUUUGAGGGGGCAUCAGUAACUAGAUCUGUUUUAAUCUUAAUGAAGAACAAUGCAAAUUAUAUCAUCUUAAAUAAUGAAAUGUAUGAAUGAUCAUUGAGAAAAAAAGAUAUUUUAACCGUUGCAAGACUGAUCAAAGCUGAAUUGAUUGACCUAAAAAAUUCAAUGACAUUUAUUGAAAUGAUAACGACGUUGUCUGUUUGUAUAAAAAUAAUAAUUUUAAUAAUAACUCAAAAUAAUUUUCUACGGUAAAAAAAUUAUUUGUUAAAACUGUUGAAACGAGCGUAAAAUUCUUCGAUAAAAAAUUGAUUUAAAAAAAAAAAAACUUGUUAUCAGACAAAAUUAUUGAACAAAUUACCAAUACUGGGUUGAUUUUUCACAAUCAGAAUCACAAAUAAUUUACUGUUAGUAUUCUUCCAAGUAAUAGUUAUUCAUUCUAGUCCGCUCUAAAGAAAUUUAUCAAAUCUCUGUGUUUAAGUGUUGCUGAAUGAUUUGAAAUCGUCCUGUUCAAAGAUUUUACUGCAAAUUAUGUCCGUCAACACAAACAAAAAAACCGAAUAAAUACUGUAAUAUAAAUGAAUAUAUUGUAUAUAUAUAUGAAUCUUUGAAUUAUUUACGCAACAUAA
Athalia rosae (coleseed sawfly) is the source of this 2849-nucleotide messenger RNA. RefSeq names its product haloacid dehalogenase-like hydrolase domain-containing 5. The record is from RefSeq and is a predicted model, not a curated record. Gene Ontology annotation, cellular component: mitochondrion. NCBI's taxonomy places the organism in Eukaryota, Metazoa, Arthropoda, Insecta, Hymenoptera, Athaliidae. Gene Ontology annotation, biological process: glycerophospholipid biosynthetic process. The coding region runs from base 152 to 1342 and encodes 396 amino acids. The transcript has 3 exons.